This is a messenger RNA of Maniola jurtina (meadow brown), 5474 nucleotides long. RefSeq names its product proline-rich extensin-like protein EPR1 (gene Usp10). Gene Ontology annotation, molecular function: cysteine-type endopeptidase activity; cysteine-type deubiquitinase activity. Gene Ontology annotation, biological process: protein deubiquitination; DNA damage response, signal transduction by p53 class mediator; regulation of autophagy. The coding region runs from base 432 to 3596 and encodes 1054 amino acids. The transcript has 11 exons. NCBI's taxonomy places the organism in Eukaryota, Metazoa, Arthropoda, Insecta, Lepidoptera, Nymphalidae. The record is from RefSeq and is a predicted model, not a curated record. Gene Ontology annotation, cellular component: nucleus; cytosol.
ACUAAGUAGACUGGGUUUGAUAUCAGUUUUUCACAAUAGAAAUGCAGUUUGUUGAUUUGUCAAUACAUGGCACCCGGCAACCGAGCGUUGUUACGCCAUCUUAUAGACUUCUGAUCGUUGUGCACAUUUAUUUGGGUUCGGACGAGAGAUAUAGAUGAAGUUAUUCAUGAUUUAACGGAAAGGGCUCUUGGUGGAAGCGAUUUGGUUAACAUUGAUUCGGGGAAUAUGAGUUCCUAGACUUGUCAGAUGUGAAAGAAGCGGAGCUGAGCAGUUUGCAGUGCGCACUCUUCACCAAACACCCUGAUACCGUGUCCACCGCAAGAGUCGGUUGGACCGAUCCUGCUGUAGAUCUUUCGUCUUGUUCAUCGAGCACGGCGGGUCCACCGACCGUGUCUAGCAGCCUGGACAGCCUGUCCGGCGGCGAGUGCGAGAUGGCGCCCCACUCGCCGCAGCGGGGCGCGGCCGGCCCGCCGCACGCGCCGCCGCCCUACGUGCAGCCGCCCGCCUACCCGCCGCCGCCGCCGCACCAGUGGCCCGUCGGACCCCCCAACGUCUACGUGAGCCAGGUCACAGCAAACGUGAACGUCCACGGCUACAUGGGUCAGUACUACCAACCGCCACAGCCGCAGUACGUCCCGCAACCACCUCCACAAGUUGAACGCCCGCACAGGAACCACAGGAAAGAUCGUCGCAGCAAACGCGUGCCUUCUCCGCCCCCGCCCCAACCUCCUCCAUACUACGUCCCCUAUUCACAGUAUUACCCCGCUGCUCAGGCGCAAGGAGCACCGCUAUACCACCUUCCUAUGUACCAGCCUCUAGUCUACGGACCAUAUGCCUACCCACCUUAUUACCAAGAAUACCCCAUACCGGUAGAAGGUGAUGCAGGGGACAAGAGCCCUGAAGAGUAUCAACAAGAAGUUGUUAUGGAACAAGAAGCGGUUGACGCGUAUUACGCCGGCGCGCAUUACAUGACCCCCUAUGCUCCACCCGUGGAAGGUGGUGCUGAAUAUAUGCCUCCCAUGUAUAUUCCCCCACCUCACCAUCCUGCCCCAAUGCCCAUACCACAUCAACCUCCACAUCAACCGACUCCACACCAGUUCAACGUUCACGCGAAGAACUUCGUUCUAGGACAAAAUCACAGUAAAAACUUCACACCAGACAAAAGUCAGGAACAAAAACCAAUUGUGGCAGCAACUACAUCUGUUCCAACAACAAGUACAGUAGAAUCCCUCCCUAUGAAAGAUCUUAAGAUUAGUAAAGGGCCGAGCAGUCCAAAACAGGAGCAAAGACAGAUUGAAAUUUCAAAGCCUCCAUUGCAAGUUGAAAAGAGUUCGCCAACACUCAAAACAGAUCCAACAAAACCGGCUUGGACACCAGAGACUAAGCCACAGGAAACCAGUCAGGUUCAACCAACAAAGACUUUCCCUCCACCAACUCCUGCUCCGGCUCAAGUGAGCGCGAAAGUGCCUCCAGUUCCUGGAAAAACGCCUAAAGGUCCUACUGCUCCAUUUUCAACAGGCAAGCAACCACCUAAAGCUCCUGUACCAACAGCAGUACCCGUACAGCAAUCUGUUCCCACACCAAAACCACCAUUUGGCAACAGACAAAAACGAGAAGGAAACACUAAUAGAUCACCGUCAAUUGAUAAUGUUGAGGCAGAAAAGACUGUGCCCAUUGAGCACACUAAAAGGGAACCUCCAUUACCACCUAGCAAAGCUCCGAUGCCAAUUUCAAUAACACUCCAUGCUCAAGGUCCCCCAGUGAUUGUGACGAAUAAGUCUCCAUUCAGUCACUCGCGUAAAGCAGUUCCAGUGCCUGAAACUCCACCAGUGCCCCAACCUCCUCCUCCAGCUCCGACAGCAUCAGAUUUUCCACCACCUCCGACUCCGAGGAACAGGGGAGAGCCUGUACCCCCUCCAGUGGUUCAACCCCAACCUCAACCGGCUCCAGGGAAGUCUUGGGCGAGUCUUUUCUCCAACAAAACUUCAAGCGUAACAACACCUUCAAGUAUACCAGUUGCAACCCCAGUUCCAGUUCCAGUUGAAGAACCUCCCAGCCCUACUACUGUAGUGCCGCCAGUGACGACGAAUAUACAAAAACCUGUAGCUAAGGUGCCCCCUUUUGAUGCUUCCCCACUACAAAAUACGGUCAUGGAUAAACCACCGAUUCCUAGAACGGUUACCUCAGCUGCACCUACUAUAUCUUAUUCGGAGAAAACUUCGGUGAAUGCUGUGAGCAAUGUUAGCAACUCGACUCAGCCACUUAAGCCUGUAUCCACACCAACGACUACGGAAGUACGUGAUGUGCCUAUUCUGAAGGAAACCUCACCGGCAGUCCCCAUUCAGCCGUCGCCGUUCAGUGAUGAUCCCAAUUCAUAUAGGAUGGGAGAAUUCCUGUCAAAAUAUCAACUAGACAAUCGCCCAGUGACCCUCCUGCCGCGCGGUCUGACAAAUCGUUCUAACUACUGCUACGUGAACGCAAUUCUGCAGGCCCUGAUUGCCUGUCCUCCUUUCUACAAUAUGCUGAAAGCUCUGCCUUAUCAGACCCGUCGAGGAAAAUCCAGCACACCUGUUAUUGAUUCUAUGGUGGAACUCUGCUAUGAGUUCAGUCCGUUAGCCAGCGCGGCGCGGCGCGGCAGGGGCGAAGUGGGCGCGGCCGGGGCCGGAGCGCCCGCGGUACCUGCCGGGCCACCACUUGAUGGCUCGUCAGGCUUGAGGGUGCUCCGCGCUCUCAGACCCUUCCCUGGAUCACAGGAGGGCAGGCAGGAAGACGCUGAAGAAUUCCUAGGUUGCCUGCUAAACUCUCUUAAUGAUGAAAUGCUUGAGUUAAUAAAGCUUGUUGAACCUGAAGAACCAAAAGACACUACUACAGUUGCAAAGCCCAAUGGAGUUGUUCCUCAAGAACCACCACCGGUCCCUGAGGAAGAAGACGAUGACGAUGAUGAAUGGAAGGUAAUGGGACCAAGAAACCGCGGCGCGGUGGAACGCCGAUGGGCCGCCAGACGUACGCCGGUCGCAGACAUCUUCAGAGGCAGGACUCGCCUGCGACUGCACAGGGCGCCGCACCAUGACGUCACAGACGCCGUGCAGCCGUUCUUCACGCUGCAACUCGAUAUUGAGCGUUCAACAACAGUGAAGGAUGCUCUAGAACUCCUAGCAGGAAAGGAUACUCUAGAAGGUGUAUCGGACGCCUGGCAACAGCUCUCGCUAGAGCAGCUGCCAGUAGUGUUACUGUUGCAUCUCAAAUGCUUCCAACUCGACGCAGAGGGACAUACUGCCAAGAUCGUCAAGAAUAUUGACUUCCCUAUCGAUCUUAAGAUUGAUCCCAAGAUAAUGUCUUCGAAGCACACAGUGAAGCAACGGCUGUACAAGCUGUUUGCUGUGGUUUACCACGAAGGUGUGGAGGCCGUGAAGGGGCAUUACCUCACUGACACCUUCCACGGACAAGCCGGAUGGAUUAGGUACGACGAUUCUACAGUGACUCAAGUAACCGAUGCCCAAGUGUUGAAACCCAAACCCCCUCGAAUGCCGUAUUUGCUUAUGUAUCGUAGACACGAUACUUUGCUACCACACAGAGUUACCGGCAAACCAGAGUAAAACCUUUUUAGCUUAAUACCGAUCCAGCGCUGCCAACAUAACUAUAAGAUUACAAGUUACAACCUUUUGACAUAAAGGUAAGACGAGUUACCACCUUUUGACUUUGUAAAGGAGGGUUAAGUGAAGUGAAGUACUUUUAAAAGUGAGUUAAUCAUAAGUAAUCUGUGCCUGUCAAACAUUAGUUACUGCACAACGAAGACUUUAUGUAAGUACAUUGUAGUGUCAUAACCGUUGGGCCACGACCUAAGCGGCUUAGUGCGGCUAACGAAAGAAAACACUUAGAAAUGUAAGAAGCAGGCCACGGCUUUUGGUGGUGCGACCAGCGGAGAGGCAGGACUAUAUACAUUUGGUUUAAGUCUGCUUUAGGUUACGCUUUUCUGCGCAAAUGAAUUUUGCUGAUGCGACUUUUAUAAGUGAUAGUACUGUACUAUGACUUUUACUACCUGUAAACUGUCAAUAUUUCGCAAGUCGUUGGCACCUUCAUACUGUUAGGAGUUAGGACUCUACUCUGAUGUCAAUGGUCGUAUUAAAGUAUAGCCUCACUGCUUGUCGCUAAGCCAAAAGUCGUGGCCCUGCAGUAAGAAUUGUUCCAGAAUGCUUUAUCUUUUUUUUUUGGCACAAAUAUGUUUUUUUUUCGGCACAAAUUGAUUUUUUUUAUGAAAUUUUGUUUUGAUUGCACCAUUAUGUUUCAUGUGUUUUGUGAAUCAGGUUAUUUAAAUAUUUCUAACAACUAUAUUAUAAAAUAUCUAGUUCUGUACAUAGUAGCUGUAAAUACGGUUUCAUUUUCGUCUUUUGUAUAAAGUACAAAUUCAUUUUUGUAUUUUUUUAAUGUGUAUUAUUUCGGAAUUCACAUGAAAUUUAUAGUUAUUUAUACAAUAUUAUCUUGUAAAUAUUGUUUGGUGUUUGUAAAAUCUUGUUUGGUUCAUGAACUGUAAGCGCGAUAAAAUUAAAAUCUUAAUUUUCAAUGUAAAGUGUCCUAGUAUAUUUGUAAAUUAUCCUACAUACCUAAUAUAAAAAUAUAUUUCAUGUUAUAUUUUUAUCUGGCGCAUUUUUCACUAGAUAUAAGUUUUUGACAAUAUGGAAUUGUGUUAUAAAUAUUAUGAAAAAAUAUAAAAAAAAUUAGUGUCCUAUAUAAUUAUAUAUUAUGUAAUAUAAAAUGCAUGGUUCUGUAUUGAUCAUCCUUCAUACAAUGUCAUUGAAAGUCAAAUAAUAUAUUAAUUGAGGGAAGUACAAAGGAAAUGUUAAAUAUUAUUGUGAUAUGGAAGAAUGGAGCUUACUUUGUUUUUAUUUUCAGAAAAUCUCGGAUUAAAAUGUACCGAAAACAAAGAUAUUUUUGCUGAGAUUUGGUACUUAUUUUUAAUGGUGUUUGAUAGUAAGAGAUCCAUUAUAAACUUUAAAAUACAAUGUUUGUCGUCAAAGACUAACAAGUCAGCGACAAAACACCACAGAUAUGAGUGACCGAGACGACGCUCUACAAAGCCGAAGCUGCCGAUUAUCUCUUUCUAAAGCGCGGACUUCUAAUAUUUACUACUACUAUUAUAAAUUCUUUUAUAUUUUAUAUGGAAAGGGACUGCAACUAACUUACUUUAGUGAUUGAAGGUUUUGAAAUCUUAAGUUUUAUCAAAAGUUCAUAAUAAAUUGAUACCAAGUAAAUAAAAACAAAAUAAGUGUCUGUAUACCAGAUUGCAUUUUAAUAUGGGAAUGUAUGGAAUAGUUAAUAAAAGUGGAACAAUUCGGUAAACAAAACAUUUCGUCCUAGACUUUUAGGUUAGGGUUUGUGGGGAAGAUCGAUAUAAGCGCUGCUGCUCAAAUAUCGUCGCUUUGUACAAGCGUAGUCGUUAUUUUACUUAUGCGCUUGAGUGCUAAAUAAAAUAAAUC